AAAUAAUUCAAUUAACUUUUAUUAUAACAGGAAGAGAAAGUGGGUCAUUUCCCUUUGUAUCUCCAUUCACAACCAAAACAGGAAGUAAAAAUAUAGAGUAAAUUUCCAUCCAUCUAGUCAGAAUGUUUCAAUCACCUGACAGCAGGAAACAUAUAUCACUGAUGUUAUCAGAGGUUUUAGAUGAUAUUGGUGUGAAUGAAAGAAUGAGGAUGAGAACAAGAAGACUUUACAAUUUGAAGGAGACUAUGAAUAAUAUGGUAAUGAAGUCAAUUGGAUACAAUAUUAAUUCAUAUCGUAUAGGCAGUACGAUUGAGGGCACAACGACUUUAGGACUACAAUCAGACACAGACCAGCUACUUCUUGGGAAUGAUAACAAUGCAAUACAGGACAGGUCAGAGUGGGAACAUGGCAAAAUAAACUACUUCAUGAUACAAGAUGAGAACACUACCCCUGGAUACUGUUUUCUACAGCUUCUCCAACAUGAUAAACCUCUUCCUGACACUGUUGUUCCUAAUGAAUUCCAUAUAACUGAUAAGAAAGGAAGAAUAUUGCAUAAGAACAAAGUAUAUGAAACUGAUGAUACUAAAUAUGUUUCACAGCAUGGACCAUCAUAUGCUACACAGGGGCGAGAAGUAUUCCGUGAUUCAGACAGAGUGUACGCUUUUCCCUGUAAGUCAUGGCCAAAGUCAGCAGAAUCAGGAUGGUUAGAUAGACAAGGUAUUGGCAAAUGGCCAACACAAGAGAUGAGAAGAUAUGCAGCCAGUACUGUGUGCUGUGUUGUUCCAACUGGGAGUAAGGUCAGUGAAUACCCUGAAUUGGAGUGGAGAAUAUCUACAUCCCUGGCAGAAAGAUGUCUAAUGUUUGAUUUAGAUAUAACACAAAUAAAAUGCUAUGUUUUAAUGAAGAUAAUUCUUAAAUCUCUUUUAAAUCCUCAAGGAGAAAUAAACAUCUCAAGUUUCAUGUGUAAAACAAUUCUAUUUUAUUGUAUAGAACAAAAAGAGCUGAGCAUUUGGAAAGAGAACAAUUUAUUAGAAUGUUUAAAGGACUGUUUAAUGAAAUUAAGCAAUUGUGUACAGAAUGACAAUCUGUCACAUUUCAUUAUACCUGAAAACAAUUUGAUUGCAGGGCAAUUUACAGCUGAUACAAAACAUCAACUUUUAAAAAAUAUAAGUGACUUUAUACAGAAUGAUGUACAAAGUUUACUUAGAAUCAAUAUUGAUUAUCUUGGACAAAGACUUCAAGUUAAACUUAACUUAGUACCAGAAAGACAAUACGAUUUUUUAUCUUCACUGGAUAUUUGUGAAACUGUUUCUGCUUCCAAUUACCUGUCAUUCUCAAAGAUUUGUGACAAUGACCAUUUUUUUUAUUUAACUAAAUUACAUAAUAAAAAUAUUGGAAGAAUGAAGCAAACUGUAGAAAGGCUAAUGGCUUUCAAUAACAGUGAUAAUAAUUUAGAACAUGCUGCAUUUACGAUCAUAGCGCCUUUUCUCUGUUUUUCAUAUGGAUCUGCCCUGGCCUCAGAAAGUAUAGGUUUAAAACAUCAAGUGUCACCUCAAGCCUUGGUUUGGCUUUUAGAUGGUUUUGAAUCAGAUGUCUCAUCUAGCAGACUGAAAUUAGCUUCAGUAUUUUACAGUUCAGGGGAUAUAGAGAAAACUGAACUUAUUCUGAGACACACUGAAAGCCAAUUUUACUCUUAUCCUGUUGUCUCUCUCUGUAACUGCUGGCAUAGGUUGCUUCUACCACAAGUACCAACAGAAGUAAGAAGGGUAUGUAAUGAACAAAUUGAGGACUGUGUCAAAAAUAUUACAGCAUUUUGUGUCAGAUUUUUAAAACUAGAGAUCAACUGUGUUCCUCAUGAACUACAAUAUGAAAUGUUCAGAUCUACCCAAGAUGACAUAAAACAUAGAGAUCAAUAUGAUGACUGUUGGAUGGACUGGGCUGUAGUUGAUUCGCUACCUUUCCUGUACUUCCUACGAUAUAAAGUCUUCAGGCAUCUUCAAAGGUAUCAGGAUAAACAACACGCACUUAAUAAACUUGCAAACACCAUAGAAACAGAGAAAAACCUUGGACAUAAAGAAACAGCUUUCAAUAUUUUAGGUCAAUGCAUGGAACAAGAAAACAGACCUAAACAGGCAGUAAAAUGUUACCUGUUUUCUCUGCGACAAAGAGCAAGAAACAAUGUGGCAAAAAUUCAUAUAUGUCGGCUACUCUCCAGUUUACUAGUUUGCAAGAAAAAUUGACAAAAAAUACAUAUAGCAUGAAAGGUUUAAUUAUAAUAUAAUGCUUGUUCCGGUUGAGCUAUCCUACCGAUAAAAUUUAUAAUCUUACGGGCUUAUUUAUCUGUGUAUUAUAUAGGCUGCUAAACAAAUAUACAGGAGAAUGAAACCAGAAUGAGAUUUAUGUAAUGAGAUGUGUUAGCUGGGUGCUAUAUUGAUCAAUGGUGGUUCCCCAUAUAUCAUGUCAGCAACAUAUUUUACAGAUUAAUAAAUUGCAAACCAUUCAUUUACAGUAAGAAUGAGACACGAAAUACUAUCCAAAUAUUAACUUUUUUUUAUUCCCCAAAUGAUUUCUCAAAAGUCUGUAUUGUUUGUGUGUUUAUGUUAUUUACAUGGAAUUUUUAAAGCUAUUUUGAGCUGCAUAGAUAUUUUUAUCAGAAAUUAUUUAAAUAUAAUGUAAAGAUCCUUUAGAAAUUAUUAACUAAAUUCUAUAAUAAUAAUCUAAAUAGUUAUUGCAUUGGGGAAUAAAUCUUAAAAUUUGUGUAUACUGAUUAGUUUAUUUUACAUAAUGUUCCAUAUAAUGUUAUUACAUCUAAUGAUUGUUAUAAUAUAUAUAUUAUGUAAUACGUGUAUGAGCUGAUGGUCUGAUUGUACAACAAAUUUUCAAAUUUGAAUUUACAAAUGACAGCAUUCUUAACAAUAAAUCAUUUGUGUUACAUCUAUUUCUUACUUAAAUUUGUUUAUUAUUUCCCUAUAUGUAAAUGGUAUCAGCUUACAUCAUCAUUGCAAGGCCAGAUGCCCUUGAUUAUUUUGACAUAAAAAUAUCAAGCUACUAAUGUAGAUAUUAUCAAAAUCUUUAAAUACUUUUCCAGGAAAUCAAAACAAUUUCAAUUGUAAUUAAGUUUGUAAAUAACAAUUAUUCAACAUGCUUAUGUUGUAAAGUUGGAUUCCAACUACAACAGGUUAUAUAAUCAUUACAUAAUGUUGCAUAAUAUUAUUCAAAAAGUAAAUCAUAUAUAAUAUCCAUACAUAUUUUUCAAGAAAUAUCUAAUCUUUUAAUUUAAAGUUUAAACUUUAACUUAGAUUUAAGUUUAUUUUAAAGUUUAAUCAUAUUGAACAUUGUUGAAUAUUGUUUUAUAGACAUUUCAUUCUUAUCAUUCAUUAGUUAAAUGGUAGAACUUAUUGAUAUACUCUUUAACAGUAACUUAGCAUGGCCUAAGACGCUUUACAUACAAUAUAUAGAGAAUGGUUCUACUUUCAAUUACACUGGCCUUUAAACUUAGUGAGAUACAUAUUGUUAAUUUAGCAUUUGCAUGAUUUAUAUAUGUUUGUAAAUAUGUUUAGUUGAUAUUAGUAACUAGUGUUAGUGUUACAAAUAUUUUGCAAAACUUUAUUAUUUUUUUAAUCAUGGUCAUUUGAAACUGUUGCAAAAUUGUCCAUGAAUCAUAAUCUAUUUUAGGAUAUCAUGUAAAGCCCUUAUGAGCUCUGAUUGGCUAAAAUUCCUUGACCAAUCAGAACAGUUCUGCAUUUUACUGGUUCCACACAAAGUUCUGGUUCCCAGGAGUGUGCAUAAAUACGGGCACUUUACACAAAUUUGACAUUCUGCUGCACUUUUUUUGAAAAAAAAAAUAACAUCUCUAAAAGCUCUCUAAGGUUAAUUAAUUCAUUAUUUAAUUUGUUUUGGCACUUUGCAUUUAAAUAGAUUAGAUUAUGUAAAGCCACUGAAACAUUUUUGGUAAAUUUGUACGUAAUUUUAGUAAUAUGUUUUUACAGAAUUAAUUAAGAUAAAUUAUUACAUGUAUUUUCUCUUUGUUUUAAGUAGCAGCCAUCUUGAAUUAUUAGAUCUAAAUUUUUGUUAAUAUAGAUUAAAAUAGGGCUUGCUACUAUUCAGAUUCAUAAAUUUAAUAGCACAGAAUCAUUAAGUUAUUUUUCAUAUUUUCCGUUAUUACAAUUUAACAACUUUUAACUGAUUUAAAUAUUUUACUUUGCUAGUUAAUUCUGAUAAUCACAUUUUUGGUUUAAAUAUUAACAGUUUAUAUUAAGUGAUCAUUGUGAACUUGUUUAGCUUUAAGUAAAUUUUAGUUAAGUGUAAAUAAAAACUUGGUUCAUUAAAAAUUUGGUUGAUUUCAAUUUA
Molecule: messenger RNA, 4350 nt
Organism: Ruditapes philippinarum (Manila clam)
Lineage: Eukaryota; Metazoa; Mollusca; Bivalvia; Venerida; Veneridae
Exons: 2
Coding region: 123-2240 (705 amino acids)
Source: RefSeq, a predicted model, not a curated record